UAAUCUAAUUUUCAAUGUUAGCGACAGACAGCAUGCGGUUGAGCUCAGAUUUAAAGCCACGUUACACACGAUUAGUAGAAUUAAUAGAGAUCCAAUAGGCUUAUACGAUCAAUUAGAUAACAUUAGCUAGCUGGCUAAAGAUAACAAGCCGCACGUUAGCCCUUUAUAGUCAGUGGCGAGAACGCUUACUAGCAAGACAACGACAAGCAAAUUAUCACCAGCAUUAACAGCAACUUGGAUACAUCUCGUAUCAUGAAGACAUAAUUCAACUAUUACCCAUGGUGUCCAGUGAGCACUGGCAUAUCAGAUGUAUCUUGCAGAGACUGGAGAAGUCCUCUUCUACAAGCUAUCGUUACUGUACGGGGAUGAUACACUCUGUCCGCGCUUCUUUCUCCAACCUCUGGGAUAUGUCAGUGUAACCCUCCGCCUGCGGUAGAUGUGCUGAGGCUGGAGUAGCCACCAUUUUGCAUGUCUAGUGUGUUCCUCCCUCCAUUGCUAAUAGAGACGAUUCCAGCUAUUUUCUGGCAUCAUUACGGCUAGUGAAGAAUGCCAGCUCCGAUCAGACUGCGGGAGCUGAUCCGGACUAUCCGGACAGCAAGGACCCAGGCAGAGGAGCGUGAGAUGAUCCAGAAAGAGUGCGCUGCUAUCCGCUCGUCCUUCAGAGAGGAAGACAAUACAUACCGUUGCAGAAAUGUGGCAAAGCUACUUUAUAUGCACAUGUUGGGCUACCCGGCACACUUUGGGCAGCUGGAGUGCCUGAAGCUGAUCGCGUCCCAGAAGUUCACCGACAAACGAAUAGGUUAUUUGGGAGCGAUGCUGCUGUUGGACGAGAGGCAGGAUGUCCACCUACUAAUGACAAAUUGCAUUAAGAAUGACUUGAAUCACAGCACGCAAUACGUCCAGGGCCUGGCUCUGUGCACUUUGGGCUGCAUGGGUUCCUCAGAAAUGUGCCGCGAUCUGGCCGGGGAGGUAGAGAAGCUGCUCAAAACAUCCAACUCGUACUUGAGGAAAAAAGCGGCGUUGUGUGCGGUUCACGUCAUCAGGAAGGUUCCAGAACUUAUGGAAAUGUUCCUUCCAGCCACAAAAAACCUGCUGAGCGAGAAAAACCAUGGUGUUCUCCAUACGUCAGUUGUCCUCCUGACUGAGAUGUGUGAAAGAAGUCCUGACAUGCUGUCCCACUUCAGAAAGAAUGAGAAGCUGGUUCCACAGUUGGUGAGAAUCCUGAAGAACCUCAUCAUGUCGGGAUACUCUCCUGAGCAUGAUGUGUCAGGAAUAAGCGACCCUUUCCUGCAGGUGCGGAUAUUGAGACUACUGCGGAUUUUAGGCAAGGGUGAUGAUGACUCCAGUGAAGCAAUGAAUGACAUUCUUGCACAGGUUGCAACGAACACAGAGACGAGUAAAAAUGUAGGCAAUGCGAUUCUCUACGAGACUGUACUGACCAUAAUGGACAUCAAGUCGGAAAGUGGACUGAGGGUCUUGGCCAUUAACAUACUCGGUCGCUUCCUUCUUAACAAUGACAAAAAUAUAAGAUACGUGGCAUUGACAUCUCUACUAAAGACGGUACAGACGGACCACAAUGCAGUGCAGAGGCAUCGGAGCACCAUUGUGGAUUGUUUAAAAGACCUGGAUGUGUCCAUCAAGAGACGUGCAAUGGAGCUGAGCUUUGCUCUGGUGAACGGGAACAACAUCAGGGGCAUGAUGAAAGAGCUGCUCUACUUCCUGGACUCCUGUGACCCGGAAUUCAAAGCAGACUGCGCAUCAGGAGUCUUUCUAGCUGCAGAGAAGUAUGCCCCUUCGAAAAGAUGGCACAUAGACACCAUUAUGAGAGUCCUGACAACAGCAGGGAGCUACGUGCGAGACGAUUCUGUUCCCAACCUCAUCCAGCUCAUCACCAACAGCGUGGAGAUGCAUGCCUACACAGUGCAGAGACUCUACAAAGCACUGCUGGACGACAUCUCCCAGCAACCUCUGGUGCAGGUGGCGUCCUGGUGCAUAGGGGAGUACGGAGACCUGCUCGUGUCCGGACAGUGUGAGGAGGAGGAGCCCAUCCAGGUGACUGAGGAUGAAGUCCUGGACGUGCUGGAAGGCCUCCUGGUGUCCAACCUGUCCACACCUGUGACUCGGGGUUACUCCCUCACCGCCAUCAUGAAGCUGUCUACUCGCUUCAGCAGUGUUAACCGAAUCAAGAAGGUGGUCUCAAUAUAUGGCAGUAGCAUCGAUGUGGAGCUACAGCAGCGAGCUGUGGAGUACAACGCUCUUUUCAAGAAAUACGACCACAUGAGGCCAGCUCUCCUCGAGCGAAUGCCCAUUAUGGAGAAAACUGCUACUAAUGGCCCCACAGAGAUUGUGCAGACAAACGGGGAGACGGAGCCCUCUGUUGUGGAAACGAAACAUCUACCACCUGUCACCCAGCCAGCCAAUCAGGCUAAUGAUUUAUUAGACCUGCUGGGUGGUAAUGAUGUGCCAGUCAUCCAGACCACCAUGCCCACCAAGCCUGCCUCAGCUGGAGGAGAGCUGCUGGACCUCCUGGGCGACCUCUCACUAAGUGGUGGCCCAACCCCAGCUCCUGCUCCUUCUGUUCCCUCCUCCCAACCCUCUUUCCUCCUGGACGGCCUCUCCUCUCAGCCCCUGUUUAAUGACAUAGCAACUGCAGCUAUUCCUCCGAUGACGGCAUACAACAAGAACGGCCUAAAAAUAGACUUCACAUUUGAGAGAGCUAAUCCCAAUCCAAAUGUCGCCGUCAUCACCAUCCAUGCUUCCAACUCGGCAGAUGCGGACAUGACAGAGUUUGUUUUUCAGGCUGCAGUACCAAAGACAUUCCAGCUGCAGCUCCUCUCCCCUAGCAGUAACGUUGUCCCAGCACUCAACCAGGGAACUGUCACACAGGUCAUCAGAGUGCUCAACCCACAGAAGCAACAGCUACGAAUGCGGAUCAAGCUGACGUAUACCCUCAAAGGCUCGCCUGUGCAAGACCUGGCUGAGGUUAAUAACUUCCCCCCUCAGUCCUGGCAGUGAUGAGCUGCUUUUGUUGCUCCUAAAAGCCCCCCACCAAGGGAACUAUGAAAAAGAUUUUUCUUUCACCUCCCUCCUUUCUUCCGACGGACCCCCCUGUGACGUCACUGCAGUCAGCUGCCCUCCAGUUGCAUGGGAAACAGCAGAGCAUCUAACACAGGAGAGAGAUACAGAUGUUACGAAGACCCUAUUGACUAUUGACAUCACCAGAUUAAUUGGGAAAACAUAUCAAUCACUGAACUUUCUCUUUUUUUCUUUCUUAAUUGGUUUCCAUGAUGUCUUUUGUGUAGUAAUACACCCUCCGCCCAAAAGCAUUACCACACACAAAAGCACACAUGCACGCCAUUUACUGUGGCACACUUCUCCUCUCAAGUCACUGUAGAGAAAACAUGUUGUCCACUAUGAGCACUGCAGUAACCAUAGUUUUAAUUUAUAAUUCAGCUCCAAUGCAGUUGAAGCAUUUUGCUCCAUUGGCAUUUAUGAUUGGCUUUCCUUUCAGUACAUAUGAUGGCAGCAGAAAACGCUUUGAAAGGUCUACUUAGUGCAGUUGUAACCCCUCUACGCACCAUCAGUGAUAUAACUUGUCAGAGUUGUAUUCAUUUUGAAUUACAUUAAUUUGCUUAAAGCAUGUUUGAGCAUUUGUAGGAUCACAUCACACCUGACUCGAGCUCGGAGGGGAACUUCAGGUUCUGGUAGUAGGCGUCUUUAUCCUAUGUUUCUAUAGGAAGCAGUCUACAUUUGUUUUGUCACAAUGAUAAGAGCAUAAACACAUCCAACAUGCCCGCUUUGAUCACCUGCGGCUGGGUUUUCAGACAACAUGCUCCAGCUUUUCCCACACGGCUCUCCUGAAAUCAUCUCAUCUGUAGCUUUUAGUUAAAGAUCUGUAUAAUAAAUCCUACGGUUAAUUGCUUUGCAUAGUUAGGGAGGUUUAUUCAUUGGGAUGGAUUUCAUCCAGAUCUGAAAUGUAUCUGGAGAUAAGCUGAUGGCCUUUGUGUUUAAAAUCUGCAUAUAAACUUGUCCUGCGUUUGUCUCUUCCGAUACAUUUCAGAUGUGUUUCUCCUGGUUGAGCUUAGUCACCAUGCACAUACAUGUAAAUGAAGCCUGUUAUGAAUGUAGUUACAUGCACUGAAUGCUUUUUCCCCCUCAAGUCUUCUUCCUCAUGGCUGUCUUCUUUAGGGAUGUUCAUCUUAAUGGCACUAUUUUUGUGAAGUAUGUUUUAUUUCUGCAGUAAUUUGACUUAAUUAUUUAUGCCUGAUAUCAAAGUGAUGUGCCUUUCUGACUUUGCUAGAUAAAAGCCCAUGAACUAUUGAGUUCUGUAUGAGCUUCGUUUGUAAGUCCGCUUGUGCGCUGAUCGUGUUUUCGAUCGGAGGGAAAUGGUCUUGAUGAUUUUGAUUUUGAAUCACCUCAUAUAAUAAGUUAAACCUUUUCACUUCUUUGUCUCAUCAUUAGGUUAUAAUCAGUCACCAACUUAUACUGGACUACCUUGAUGUCUAUUUGACAAAAACACAUAAUUAUAGCCACACAAUCUUGAUUGCUAAACUGUGUGGCACACUUUCCAUUAGAAAUGCCUGUUGGAUGAUAUUGAUAAAAAUCCUGAAGCAAAUCUCAAAGAUUAUGGCAGCUAAAUAGAUGUAAACAUUUGAUAGGCUGCCAUCGAAGUGUUUGUAAACCAGUAUAAAGUACUGAAGUGUAAUAUCAUUAAGAUCCCCCGUCAGACACAUGAGAGAGGUACUGUGACGGGUCGUUCUGUGGUGACUGGUCCGAACAGUUCUCUCGUCUUCAAAUCAGAAUUCUGACCAUGCUGUGGUGGACAUUAACCUCAAUACCUCACAAUGUUAUCUCUUUCUGUUCACUUUCAGUUGUAUUGGGUUGACAGCUUUGUUUAGUCAUACAUUGCAGUCAAGGGGAGCAUCUGCAUGAGAAACUAAUGUUAGUUAUUCAUGUCAUGACUUCAGACCAGCAGCCCUGCGAUGCUGUGUUGAGAUCCUCAGAUGUUCAAUCAGGCUGUAUACUCAUUUUCACUAUGCUUCACUAUCUCCUUACGUCUGUGACCAAAUCAGAGAGACUAUUAGCUUUGGAAAUAUGUUUGAGCUAUGAUGUGUAUGGAGGAAAUGAUUUCAGUUUUUCUGCUAUAUCGGCUUUUUUUCUGUAUAUAUUGAGGGCUUUUACAAUUUUGUCUCUUGUACUAUCUUUCAUCAUUUUUUUAGAUACCAUUUUCUAAAAUUACCAAUUAUUCACAAUGUAUAUUGUCUAAAUUAAUCUAGUCACCAUUAGUCUAUAAAGACUUCCCUGUAUCAUCACUCUCUCAUUGUAAAAGAUAUAUGAUCUGCUGCCUGUACAUUGUAUAUAGUUGUAAAACAAACAAAAGCUGAUCAAAUUAAAUAAAACCCACAUGAAGACUUAAAAGAUUAGCUAGGAAGUAUAAUUGUAUGCAUAUAUGUACAAAAAGAACCUUAAAAGGAUGCAAUUGAGCUGCAUUUGAUUUACUAUUCUUCAUACAUGAUCGGAUGUGUCAUCUUUACUUCUUUUACAAAGAUGGUAGGCUGCUUGUCGGGGUUCUGUUGGAUAUUGAAAUGAGGGAAGAUCUAUCGUAACAGAUGUUGUCUGAACGAUGUACUGUACUACUGAGAAACCUAAGCACAGUGUUGCACAGCAGCAGAAGUGGCACCUUCAUCUGCUUCCCUGCCCCUAAACGCCACAUGUAUCCACGCCCUCCUGCGAAGAGGAGCAGGUUUCUUGUCUCGAUGUAACUCUUUCUUUGGGUCUAAUGUGUUGUUUAGUGUUCUGCACUCUUGACAAGUUCAACUAUCAAACUCCCCUCGACCUACAACAUAUUUUGUGAACUGAUGCCCUGUGGUUCUGGCAUGAAAGCUGUCGUGGUUGCCUGGUAACCUUGUUGUCUGCCAUGUCCAGCACUUUUUCUAAAAGCAUUGUGUUUCAAGUAAUGCCACUCUAGGAGAAUUCUAACCUCACUGUGAUUUAUUUUUCCCAGUUUGGUCAGUAGAUUUCGAUUUACGAGUUUUGUCUGAAAAGGAGCUGGUUGAAGUUUUAUUUAGCUUUCUUUUAUUACUCUCCUCGCUGAUGUUAUUUGCUUCUGUGUGACAGACCUUUCAGUUUUUCUUUGUACUCACUGCAGGAGGAGCUGUAACGCAUCAUGUCUGAGCCCUUGUUUUAAAUUCAACUUCACAUGGCGGUUAAUCAUGGCAGGGUAUGAGAGGAAGGCAAUGGAUUGUUUUUUGUUACUACCCUUUUGAUUUUGUGUUAUUAGUGUGCUGCUUUACCAGCCCCAAAACAAGCCUGUGCUACAAGCUAAAAACCACAAGGGGGAGCUGUGCAAAACAUGGAAAAGGAAGUUUCAUACAUCUAAUCCUGAAUGUUUUGGUUGGUGUUGUUUGUAUUGUCUUCUUCAACAAGUAUCUAUCCAUGUUAAUCACAUCUGAUCAGCUCUUUCAAUGAUACCGUAAAUCCAUGCAGUUUCUAAAUGUACAAAUGGAAAUAAUGAACCCAACAUAAGUGCUUUGGACAAUUGUAACCCAAAAGGAAGAAAAGAAACGGAAACAAAUACCCAUCAGCGGUGUGAUCAGCGUUUGAGUUGAUGUUAGUGUGUGUGUGUGUGUGUGUGUGUGAGAGAGAGAGAAUGAUUGCGAAACAGAGAAAAAAAUAAUCAUGCUUGAUAAGAGCGUGAUAGCCUGCGACAUGUCUUUUAUCUAGAUAGGACAUGAUUUUUGGCUGCAAUUUCAACUUUCAGCUUCUGAGCUGCAUGUGAAAAACCAGUGUAAAUAACGUCAUUUCUACACUUGACCUGAGACUCUUUUUUGAAAUGCAAGAAAAGUUCGAAUUAUAAAGUCUGUCACACCAGAUUCAUGAGUCAGUACUAAUAUGUACAAUAGGAAGUUGUUCAAAUAGCGCUCACAAUGCUGUUAUUGUUUUUAAGAAUGAUGAAAAUGCACAUCCGUCAUUUGGAUACCUAAUUUUUUUGUAUGGCUUAAUCAGUGUGUAAAGGGCUUGGGAGAGCAUCUGUAUUGCCACCCAUGUUCACUUUCCCUGUUGAAUCAAUAAAAGUGCAUCCAUUGUAUUUUGAAAACAAAAUCUGUUUAACUCCCCCGGCCUGUCCUGACAUAUAUGGUGUCUGAUUUGUUGGGGGAGGGUGAAGGCAUGAGGUUCACUUCUUUCAGUCAACUUUGACAUAUUGAACUGAAUCUCAGUUCCAUGGCUUCAAGGUGAGUGUGUAUGUCAGACUGAAAGUAUGAAAUGAUGAUUAAAGAUGAAAAGUUGUAAACUAUUAAAUGGGAUAUUUUCAAUUUAUGCUGUGUAUUCUUGUCUUUGGGUUGGAGUAAAUGAUCAAGCGAAUAAAAAGUCAAAUAAAAAAAAAAA
Gymnodraco acuticeps is the source of this 7386-nucleotide messenger RNA. RefSeq names its product adaptor related protein complex 1 subunit gamma 1 (gene ap1g1). The record is from RefSeq and is a predicted model, not a curated record. The coding region runs from base 547 to 3015 and encodes 822 amino acids. Gene Ontology annotation, molecular function: clathrin-cargo adaptor activity. Gene Ontology annotation, cellular component: AP-1 adaptor complex; Golgi apparatus; membrane coat. Lineage: Eukaryota; Metazoa; Chordata; Actinopteri; Perciformes; Bathydraconidae. Gene Ontology annotation, biological process: Golgi to vacuole transport; intracellular protein transport; receptor-mediated endocytosis. The transcript is spliced from 24 exons.